Bolinopsis microptera is the source of this 2638-nucleotide messenger RNA. RefSeq names its product guanine nucleotide-binding protein G(i) subunit alpha-3-like. NCBI's taxonomy places the organism in Eukaryota, Metazoa, Ctenophora, Tentaculata, Lobata, Bolinopsidae. Gene Ontology annotation, cellular component: heterotrimeric G-protein complex. Gene Ontology annotation, molecular function: GTPase activity; G protein-coupled receptor binding; GTP binding. The coding region runs from base 46 to 1188 and encodes 380 amino acids. Gene Ontology annotation, biological process: adenylate cyclase-modulating G protein-coupled receptor signaling pathway. The record is from RefSeq and is a predicted model, not a curated record. The transcript is spliced from 11 exons.
AGGGAUGUAAAUGAAGCAGACAUGUAAGAUUGGUCCAACUGUGACAUGAUAAAGGGUUUAAUGGAGAGGUGUUGUCCAGGACUUGUAGAAGGAGAAGGGGCCGACCCCAGUCUUACACAAGCUAGCAACAAUAUAGACAGACAACUUCAGGAAUGGAAGAGACAACGACAGAAAGAAGUCCAUUUGCUCCUUCUUGGUCCAGGAGAAAGUGGUAAAAGUACCAUCCUGAAACAAAUGAGGAUUUUACACAACAGCGGCUACAAUGAUAACGAGCGACAACAGUACAAGGUUGUAGUGCACAGGAAUAUAGUUGACUGUAUGUGUGCCAUUCUAACUGCAAUGGAGAACAUGGGCAUGCCUUUCAACGAUUCUAAUAGAAUAUCAGUCGAUUGUUUGAAAUUAAGGGAACUUCACAAGAAGUUGAAGAAAGAUGCGGACUGUAUCACAUAUUUGAAACCUUGUAACGCCUUCCAAACGCACUUGACUCCGGAAUAUGGGAUGUGUGUUAAAAGGCUGUGGGAAGACAGGGGAGUGCAGAAAGCAUACGAUAUGAGAGCAGAUUAUCAGAUCUAUGAUUGUGCACAAUAUUUUUUUGAUAACAUAGAGAGGAUAACAGAGCGAAACUACCUGCCCACUAUAGACGACAUUCUCUGUACUCGGCUGGAGACCACCAAGAUAGUAGAAGCAAAGUUUAACUACAAAACCCUUAGUUUCAAAAUGUACGAUGUAGGAGGACAGAGAACGCAGCGGAGUAAGUGGAUACAUUGUUUUGACGAUGUAACUGCUAUCAUCUUCAUCAUCGCUCUCAGCGAGUAUAACCUCAGACUUGCUGAGGACAAUAAGACAAACCGUAUGAAGGAAAGUAUGUUACUAUUCAGCAGCAUAUGUAACAUGAAGUAUUUCACUACUACACCGUUUAUUCUGUUUCUCAACAAAACUGACAUCUUCCAGCGGAAAAUAGAACACGUUCCAAUUACCGUAGCAUUCCCCGAAUAUAGCGGUCCCAACGAUUAUGACACCUGCAAACAGUACAUCCAAGAUCAGCUCGUCGCUCUGAACAAGAACCCCGAGAAAAGCAUAUUCCCUCACUUCACAAAUGCUACUGACACAAACAACAUAAAGUUUGUGUUCGACGCUGUGGUGGAGAUAUUUUUAGAACACAAUCUGAAGAGUGCGGGCCUGGUAUGAAGAUGAUGUCACAUGUCACAUGUCACGUGACAUCAUGUACAUGGUUGAUAGUUAUAAUCACCUGAUUGUUGAGGUUUUACGUGGAUGUGCAGCUUGUAUAGUGUUUACUACGUGUAUCAUCACGGUAACACCACAAGGAGAAAGCCUACUUAUUUAAUCCAAGGGAAUCUGUCAGUAUAAAACCACACCGUCCAAUUCAACCCAUUCACCUUAUAUGGCACUGUUAUCUCCAUGGUAACCUACUUCUGAAAUGGUUGUGAAAGCUGCUCAUUUACACACGAUCCUUUGUAUGGUACAGGAAGCUGCUAAACACGAAAAAAGAAAAGUUCAUUUUGUCAUUAAGGUCAAUUAUCUGCAAUUUCAUAACAAAAAACUGUUAUUUUGAAAAUAUACUGUGUUGAUCAUUCUGCAAUUAGAGCUGAUAAUUCUUCAUACGAUGUGAAGAAGUUGAAUAAAUAGUUUUCUUUUAGUUUCAAUACUACUUAUUUUACUUACAAAACUAUCUAAUCAUGUAUAUUUUAGUGUAAAAUUCAUUUUUUUUCAGCAAUUUAUUAUUCCAUUAGAUAUAGAGUGCAAUACUACGCUAGUUUUGAGGGAAAGAUAUGAGAUCUUCUAUCACCAUGGUAACACCAUGUAUCACCAUGGUGUUUCCACGGCAUCACCAUGAUGAUGGUGUUGAUAUUGAGCAUUACUACGUUAGUUUUGAGGGAAAGAACUUGGUUACAUGUAAACAGGAUUAUAAACAGGUUUAUGAAUACACUUAGGAACUAGUUCAUAAACAUAAACAUGUUUAUGAACAUCUUUACAACUAUUUUCUUGAGUAUGUUUAUUGACACGUUUAUAAAUACGUUUAUAAAUAUGUUUAAAAUCUCGCUGAUCUGACUAUACUGCUGUUUUCCGCUGGCUCGCCAUGAUAUUGAUUUUAAGGAUUAAAUAUUGCUAUAUGUCAUUAUUACUAGUAUUUAACCAGGUGUACGCCAUGAAAUAUUUAAAACUUGCAAUUAUUGAAAUCCUGACAAGCCUCAUCUCAAUCUCCCGAUCACAACAACAACUGACCGGUUUUCAUGAAGCACUACUAAACAAGACUUAAAAAAUGAUCCCAGUACAAUAUCACAUUGUUAAAUAUAAGCCACACAACACACAGCACUAAACAGUAAAGCUUACAAGCAAGCCCUCCCAUCUCAAACCUCUAAGUAACGGUAGAUACCUUGUUUAACGGCUCAUCCCUUUAGUCUGACAUAAUAGUGUUCCAUUAAUUAACUUAACAUUCUAACAAGAGCCCAUUUCUUUAAUAUAACAAUGUAACAGCUUUAAUAUAACUAUAAGAUGCAGGGUACACGGUGUUCAGGGAUUAUCUGUAAUCUGUGAUAUUAAUUGUUUUAUUGAAACCAUUUUGCCCGAUAUUUUAUGUACAAUAUAUUCAAAUAUUUCGAAUUAACUUUGAGACUAA